Myotis davidii is the source of this 1832-nucleotide messenger RNA. RefSeq names its product lectin, mannose binding 2 (gene LMAN2). Gene Ontology annotation, molecular function: D-mannose binding. NCBI's taxonomy places the organism in Eukaryota, Metazoa, Chordata, Mammalia, Chiroptera, Vespertilionidae. Gene Ontology annotation, biological process: endoplasmic reticulum organization; endoplasmic reticulum to Golgi vesicle-mediated transport; Golgi organization. The coding region runs from base 233 to 1303 and encodes 356 amino acids. The record is from RefSeq and is a predicted model, not a curated record. The transcript is spliced from 8 exons. Gene Ontology annotation, cellular component: COPII-coated ER to Golgi transport vesicle; endoplasmic reticulum membrane; endoplasmic reticulum-Golgi intermediate compartment.
AGAACCCGUAGCCGAGGCUGGGCGACAGGUACGUCGGAGCGGCCAAGGCUGCGGAACUGCACUUGAUCAGGAUGGAGGCUGCACAGCAAAUAAGGUCGCCGUCCCCUAGCCUGCGAGGCUUUGCAUUUAACUUCUGGUGACACUAAGUUGGAAGGUUUCCGGCCGGAAGUUAUUCGAUGAGACACCCGGAAGGCGGAAGUCCUCGAACGGAAGUGGCGGAGAGGAACGGAGAAUGGCGGCGGAAGGUUGGAUUUGGCGCUGGGGCUGGGGCCGGCGGUGCCCGGGGAGGCCUGGGCUUCCCGGCCCCGGCCCUGGCCCCAUGACACCUCUACUUCUUCUUCUGUUGCUGGGGCCGGUGGCUGCGGAUAUAACUGACGGCAACAGUGAACACCUCAAGCGGGAGCAUUCGCUUAUCAAGCCCUACCAAGGUGUCGGUUCCAGCUCCAUGCCCCUCUGGGACUUCCAAGGCAGCACAAUACUCACGAGCCAGUACGUGCGUCUGACUCCUGAUGAGCGCAGCAAAGAGGGCUCCAUCUGGAACCACCAGCCUUGCUUCCUCAAAGACUGGGAGAUGCAUGUCCACUUCAAAGUCCACGGUGCUGGCAAGAAGAAUCUCCAUGGAGACGGCAUUGCCUUGUGGUACACUCGCGACCGCCUCGUGUCAGGGCCUGUGUUUGGAAGCAAAGACAACUUCCACGGUUUAGCCAUCUUCCUGGACACGUAUCCCAAUGAUGAGGCCACAGAGCGUGUGUUCCCGUACAUCUCGGUGAUGGUGAACAAUGGCUCCCUGUCCUACGACCAUAGUAAGGAUGGCCGCUGGACCGAGCUGGCAGGCUGCACGGCUGACUUCCGCAACCGUGAUCAUGACACCUUUCUGGCUGUACGCUACUCCCGGGGCCGUCUGACGGUGAUGACUGACUUGGAGGACAAGAACGAGUGGAAGAAUUGCAUUGACAUCACGGGAGUGCGCCUCCCCACCGGCUACUACUUUGGAGCCUCUGCUGGCACCGGUGACCUAUCUGACAAUCACGACAUCAUCUCCAUGAAGCUGUUCCAGCUUAUGGUAGAGCACACCCCCGAGGAGGAGAACAUUGACUGGACCAAAAUCGAGCCCAGCGUCAAUUUCCUCAAGUCGCCUAAAGACAACGUGGAUGACCCGACGGGGAACUUCCGCAGCGGGCCCCUGACGGGGUGGCGGGUGUUCCUGUUGCUGCUGUGUGCGCUCCUGGGCAUCAUCGUGUGUGCCGUAGUGGGGGCCGUGGUGUUUCAGAAGCGGCAGGAGCGCAACAAGCGUUUCUACUGAGUGGCCAGUGCUCGGCUGGGGAGGGCCUGGUGUUGGCCCCCUGCACUAAUGUGAACUUUUUUUUUUUACUGGGAUUGUAAAAGAAAAACAAGAUGACCUUAUUUCUUAACAGUUUAAAAGAAAUAAUUAAAGUAUUUUCAUACAUAUUGCUUCUUGCCCAGCAGGGACAGGCUGUAGGGCUGGGGAGUAAGGGGUUGGUGUUCCCACAGCCAUGGACAGAGGCCCUUGCCCAUUGCCAGCAUCUCAAGAGCAAGUGGGCCUGUGGCUGGAGCUGAGCUGGGGCCCCUGUAGGUGGCCUUGAACAUUGGAGACCUUCCCCGACCACACAGGUGGUGCCUGAGGACAUGAGCAGUGAUUUCUGUGCUGCACUGCAUGUGUGGCAGAAGAGGAGGUGAUUGUGGAACCUGGGCCUUCAUGUUCACCUCUGAGCCUCCCAAGGCAGACCCUCGAGUAAGGCUUAGGGGAGCAGUUUGGUGGGGCCCAGCGUGAGACCGACAUGUGCUAAAUAAAGUGAAAUAACCACCCUGUG